Molecule: messenger RNA, 1197 nt
Organism: Lachancea fermentati
Lineage: Eukaryota; Fungi; Ascomycota; Saccharomycetes; Saccharomycetales; Saccharomycetaceae
Source: the annotation of a GenBank genome assembly
AUGCUACGUCGAUGUACAAGCUUUGCCAGACCGGGCAUGCUUUGUAUCUCACGAAGAUUACAAUCUAAUACUAUUUCUCAAUUCACAGAGCUGCAUCCGUCGCUAACUAAGAGAGCCGAGAAAUACGUUGAUGAGCUGGCAGAACUUGAGCAGUGGUUGGCCAACGGCGAGACAUUUGAUGUGGAAAAACAAAAGAAGUUCUCCAAUCUUUCGGCGAUAGUUGACUCCUUUCGUCAAUAUCAAAAUGAUCUUGGCACAUAUAAGGAAUUACAAAAAAUGGUCAAUGACGAUCCGAGCCUAAGAGAUGAGGCUCAACAGGAGAUUCAAGAACUAGAACCCGAGCUAAUAAUCAAAUCACAGCAUUUAUUAAGUCAAUUGCUACCACCUCAUCCAUUUGCGGACAAAGCUUGUAUUUUAGAACUAAGGCCCGGAGUGGGAGGGACGGAAGCAAUGAUAUUUGCCCAAGAUCUGUUGAACAUGUACAUCAAUUACGCAAAUCACAAGAAAUGGAAAUAUCAUAUAACAUCAGAAAAUCCUAACGAAAGUGGCUCUGGUAUCGUUGAUGCCAUUUUGAGCAUUGAUGAGCCUGGCUCCUAUGAUAAACUCAAAUUUGAGGCAGGUGUUCACAGAGUGCAGCGUAUUCCUGCGACAGAGACAAAGGGUAGGACACAUACCUCUACUGCAGCCGUUAUUGUUCUUCCACAGAUGUCGGAAGAAACUGAAAAGGACUCUGAUGCUUAUGAAAGAACCUUUAAGCCAGACGAGAUCAGAAUAGAUGUUAUGAGGGCCCGGGGAAAAGGUGGUCAACACGUCAACACCACUGAUUCCGCUGUGCGCUUAACGCAUUAUCCCUCCGGCAUAGUAGUAUCGAUGCAAGAUGAAAGGUCUCAGCACAAGAAUAAGGCAAAAGCAUUCGCCAUCCUUCGAGCAAAACUAGCUGAAAUUGAGAGGAAGGAAAAAGAGGACAAGGAAAGAGCCGCGAGAAAGGAUCAAGUUACUACCACUGAUAGGUCUGACAAAAUCAGAACAUAUAAUUAUCCUCAAAACAGGAUUACGGAUCACAGAUGUGGAUUCAACCUUCAUGAUAUUACUGGUGUGAUGGCUGGAGAACGACUAGAUGAUGUUAUUGAAGCCAUGGCGAAAUAUGACAGUGAUAAACGGGCCAAAGACUUAUUAAGAGCCGUAGAGAGCGCUUAG